GCAGAGUCAGGGGAUAUGGGGAGUAGGUAGGAACAGGGUAUUGAUCGUGGAUGAUCAGCCAUGAUCACAGUGAAUGGCGGUGCUGACUCGAAGGGCCAAAUGGCCUACUCCUGCACCUAUUGUCUAUUGUCUAUUGACCUGUUUGUUAGUUUAGUCUGGUUUGGCUCAGCCACCAAGCAAGACAUCUGGAGGCUCCAGCGAAUCGUCCAAUCAGCUGAGAAAGUUAUUGGCUGCAACCUUCCCUCCAUUGACGAACUGUACACUGCAAGAGCCAGGAAGCGAGUGGUUAAGAUCAUCUCUGAUCCCUCUCACCCUGGCCACAAACUCUUUGAAUCACUUCCCUCUAGAAGGUGACUCCAGACUGUCAAAGCUGCCACAGCCUGACAUUAAAACGGCUUUUUUUCCACGAGUAGUAGCUCUACAUAAUAACCAAAAAUCUGUAGCCUCCUUUUGCUCUGGUAUUUUAUUUAAUACACAUGUUUAAUCAAUAAUGUUUUAUUAUUAAUGUUUAAUGUUUUAUGUAUCAUUCUUAACUGUCACUGUAUGUCAUGUUGUCACUUGUGGGCGGAGCACCAAGGCAAAUUCCUUGUAUGUGAAUACUUGGCCAAUAUUCAUUCAUUCAUAAACUUAUUCAUUCAUUCAUUCAUCCAUUCAUUCAUUCAUUCAUGCACCUACCAUGUCCCAUACACCCACCACCCUUUGUGUGAAGAAUUUACCCUUCAGAUUCCUAUUAAAUAUUUUCCCUUUCACCUUAAACCUAUGUCCUCUCUAAACUAAACAUAAACUAAACUAAAGCAUUUAAUUCUAAUCCCAUGUGCCGACUACUUCACACCAUAACGCUCUCUCGACCUUCCCUCAAACGUAUGCCCUCAAAACAUUGUUAAUUCAUAAUAAUGAGUCUCCAUACCCAUCGCUGCUGAGGCUACAAGGCUUUAUCGCUUCUGUGAAAGACUUGGAAUCGCUUUCUACUUUAAUUCGUUUAGUUUAGUUUAGUUUAUAGCUACAGUGCGGAAACAGGCCCUUCAGGCCCACUGAGUCCACACCAACUGGCGAUCAUCUAUUCACACUAGUUCCAGCCUACACAUUAGGGACAAUUUUACUGAAGCCAAUUAACCUACACAUCUUUAUAGUGUGGGAGGAAACCGGAGCACCCGUAGAAAACCCACGCAGGUCACGGGGAGAAUGUACAAACUCCGUACAGACAGCACCCGUGGUCAGGAUCGAACCCAGGUCUCUGGCACUGUGCGGCAGCAACUCUACCGCUGCGCCACCGUGCCACCCGCCCCUGUGAAAGCUUGGAAUCGCUCCUCCUGCUUUUAUUCUGACGCUGACUUUUGCCAUUGUUGCGCUUUUCAAACAAAGGAUCUGCUUCUUCUUCUUGCGAAUGAAACAUAAACCAAAGGAAUAGUUAGAUCUCAAGCCGGGUGUUGAGCAGCCAGGUUGUUGGCUCUGCGUCAAUGUCUGCCAGGCCCUGAGCUCCAUUUGGUGGGUGGUAGAGCGGGCACUCAGAGAUGACAUGGUUGGCUGUCUGUUGUUCUGCUCCGCAUUCACAGGCUGGGCUCUGGUGGAGUCUCCAUCUCCACAUGCUGGCAUUGAACCGCCCAACUCCAGUACCAAGUCUGUUGAGCUUCACCCAUGCUCCUCUGGGGAGGUCAGACCCUGGAAGCUUUUAUCUGGUGAAGAGAUGUAGCUAUGUAAUGGAGAUGAGGUUGCCUUCCACUCCUGUGACCACUUGGUGGCUAUCCAGUGUGCUUUUGUCUCAGUUGGCUGGAUGGAUUGUUUUCCAUGUGGAGCAAAGGGGUGACGGGACUUCAGUCAUGGUGGCCUCUGCUCUCUGCUAAUAGCCUGAUGGAGGAGGUGAUCUGGGUCCAUGGCACGACGAGAUAGUGCCAGAGUUGCUGCUUGCCUUCGGAUCCCUGCAGGCAGAAUACGUGCAAGUAUAGGGAGCUGCUCGACUGGAGUAGGUUGAAGGCACCCAGUGAGAAAGGACAAUAUAACGAGAUGGGCUGUUGCCUUUGAAAUGCAGCAUUAGGCUGAUGGAAUCAGCGGCAAGAGAGGCAGGGAAGGAUGUUUGUUUCCGGUGGCUGUCUCCAACUACACAGUUCUUAAGUGGUGCCAAGAAGCUGCUCAUGUUGCAGUGAAUGGCAUUGGCCACCCCUGCAAACACUUCUAGCAGCAAAAAGCACCUUUGAUCAGUGCUCACAUCUCCUGGGGAAUGAAGGGUGAGCAAGUUGACCUUUCAAUGGUGCAGAAAAAAGGAAAGGAGAUCAAAGCUGUGGUGAAGGAAGUACUUUAUAGAUUUUAUUUUCAAAAGGUCAAGUAUAAAGGCUCAAGGUCAACAGUAGAGUGGGUCUGCAGUUAGCAAUCAGUCCAAUAGUUCUGCACAGUAACAAGACAAUACUUUGAUUGCUUUUCCCAUUAUUUUGCUGCACCAGGUAAUCUUCCUGUAAAUCCUUUCUCUGCACAACUUUGACACUAGUGUCACUCUCUGUUUCCCAUGGGCUGAGGCUGAUCAUAAAGUCAUAGAGUCAUUGAAUCAUACAGUAUGAAUCACACAUCACAGAGGUCUAUAAAACCACAAGGGGAAUAGGUAGGGGUGAAUGCGCAGAGUCGUUGACCCAGGGUAGGGGAACGUUAAUUUAGUUGAGAGAUACAGAUAUUUGUCAAUCUCUCCCUUAAAAAUACCAAUUGACUUGGCCUUCACAGCUGCCCGUGGCAAUAAAUUCCACAGAUUCACCACCAUCAGACCAAAGAAAUUUCUCCUCCUCUCCUUUUUAAAGGUAUGUCCUAUUAUUCUGAAGCUAUGACCUCUGGUCCUAGACUCUCCCACUAAUGGAAACAUCCUCUCCACAUCCACUCCAUCCAGGCCUUUCACUAUUCAGCAAGUUUCAUUGAUGUUCCCCCUCAUCCUUCUAAACAAUUUAAGGUGAGAGGGAAAUAUUUAUAAGGAACCAGGGGACAAUUUUUUUUUUACUCAGAGGGUGGUGAGGAAAUAGAACAAGCUGCUACUGGAAGUGGAGGAGACGGGUAGAAUUAGAUUGUUUAAAAGACAUUUGGACAGGUACAUGGUACCUGUAUAGACAAGGUUGAGUGGAAUAUGGAUCAAAUGCAGGCAAAUGAGACUGAAAGGCCUCUUUCCAUGCUAUAUAUCUCUAUGAUUAUAACUUUGAGUGUUGUGCUCUUUGGGGUUAAACACUAUUGAAUCGAUUAUUUUGAUUCUCCUAUCGUCUUCCCAUGACCUUUCUAACCUCCACUUAUUGUCGAGAGAGAGACUCACCAUUGCAAGAAGUGACUUAUCUGAUCACCGUUUCUGCACGUUUUCUGCUCCACACUUGACCAUUGGUUUAAGCCACACAAUAUUCCUCAGUGUCGGUGACAAUACGCCACUCGUGUGUGCUCUGCGCUGGGAUUGAAUGUCCUUUAUUGAUGGUCUGUCUGCGUGCAUGACUGACAAAAAGGGAUAUCAGCCUGGUUAAUUAUCUAUGCAAUCGUUAUGGCUGAACGGGCCAGUAAUCUUCUAGGCAAAUCAUUAACUGGGAGGUAAUCCUUCUUCAGAGAAGACUCGGGUGAUUAUGGGCUUUGUGUUCAUUUCCCCGGUGAUGCGUGCUAAACACAGCCAGCCCCAGCGCCAGCCCCAGCCCCAGCCCCAGCCCCCGCUGGGGAACGGCUCAAUUCACCGUGCCCGCCUCGGCGAUGCCUGCAGAGAUUAGAUCCGCUCUGGACCACCUCCUCGCCGGAGCAAGCACCGCGGAACGAGCGCUGCCAGCAUGGGAGGAAGCGAUCAAAGACUCUGAAAUGCCGGAGUGUUUCGUCUCAUUGCCUCAGGAUGCAGCGAAGAGCUUCUCUCACACCAAGCGGGUAGGGAACUACCUGGUGGGCAAGAUGAUCAACAAAGGCUCAUUCGCCAAGGUGAUGGAAGGGCUGCACAUUCCGACAGGAGAGAAGGUAGCCAUCAAGGUGAUCGACAAGAAGAAAGCAAAGCAGGACACUUACAUCCAGAAGAACAUGAAGAGAGAACCCCGCAUUCACCAAAUGAUCAAACACCCCAACAUCGUGCAGCUCUUUGAAACGCUGGAGACUGAGAACUCCUACUACAUGGCGAUGGAGCUGUGCCAGGGAGGUGACCUGAUGGACAGAAUCUGCGAGAAGAAGAAGCUUGAAGAACGCGAAGUGCGGAAAUACACCCGGCAGAUCCUGGCCGCGGUGGAACACCUCCAUCGCCAUGCCAUCGUGCACAGGGAUCUGAAAAUAGAAAACUUUCUCCUUGAUGAAAAUAACAACAUCAAAAUUGUAGAUUUUGGAUUAAGUAACAUCCUGAAGAAUGACAGCCAGGAGAUGUUAAAUACACAGUGCGGGAGUCCAGCCUAUGCUGCCCCUGAGCUCCUCGCCCACAAGAAAUAUGGUCCCAAGGUGGAUGUCUGGUCAAUCGGGGUCAGUAUGUUUGCAAUGUUCACUGGCACAUUACCAUUCACCGUCGAGCCCUUCAACAUCAAACAACUGCAUCAGAAGAUGGUAAAUGGGGACAUGAGUUCCAUCCCAUCAGAAAUUUCCUCAGGGGCUGCGCACUUCAUGCUUUCUUUACUCGAACCCGACCCAGCCAAGCGGCCCUCCGUCAGAGAAGCAAUGGAGGAGAAAUGGAUAAAUGAAGGGUUUGUUCGAAGACCACUGCACUCAGUUAUCUACAAGAAUAGACUUCGUUCUGAUGAACUGAACUCGGUGGUUUUGAACUUUAUGACAGAGAAGAAAGGUUUCGGGUUGACGGAGAUUGUUAACACAUUAAUCAACAACAGGCCAUCUCCAAGCAUGGCAACGUACUAUUUAUUAGUGCAGAAAUUGGCACGGAACCAAAAAGAAAUAAAAAACAAGAAGAAAAUUGAGCCAAGUGAAUGGAACUUAUCAUCUGAGGGUCUGCAAAUUCACCAAGUAGAAAACAACUCCCUUAAUAAAAGACCAAUACAGCAGAGAGAAAAUGAAGCAGCAAAACAAAGCAAAGAGAUGGAGGGAAGAAUUCCAGAUGAAAACCUACCGUCUGAAUCGCAGAAAAGUAGGAAAACGACAGAACAAUUUUUUCAGGAGGAUCAGAGGACCAUGGAGACAAGCAAGAGGCAGUGGAUGCACAGCCCCACGCCAAAAGACAGUAUUAAAGAAGAGGAGAUUGCAAUUUCUUUAGAAAAACCUGUCAACUGUUUCCCAGAAGUUUCUAAAUUUGCAAACAGGGAACUCGUGCACUUGGGACUUCCUUCGUCUAGACAUGCAUCCGACCUGGAGGGCUCAGAUUGUCAGCAUAAACCAGAGGCCACCCAAUGGACAGUUGCUGCAAAGAGGCAAGACCAGAAGGAACAUAUACAAGAGACUCGUUUGCAACCAAUAGGUCCACAGGAGGUUGAAAGGAAUCACAAAUCACCAAUAGGCAGCCCUGAUAAAGCUACACCCAGACUUUUGUUGGAUACCAAAGGAUAUUUCAAAAGUCCACCAGCCCAUCAUGAAACCAAGUUUAAAGACCUUCUUCAAGCUAUGGAAGACCAAUCAGCACCAGCACAUUGGAGGUGUCACGAGAAAGAUGAGAACAAUUUUGCGGUGAUUAAAACUCCUCAGCCUUCCCAAUUGCCAAAACUCAAUCAUGGCAUUUUCAAAGAUCCCUUUGGCAACAAAACCAGCUGGGUCCCGUCACCUUGCCACAGGACAAAUAGAUCCUCGCCUUUCUUGGUCAAUGGCGCCAGGCAGCCACUAUUCACACCUUCGCGCCAGCAGGCCUUGGUGGCCAAGAGCUUGCGUCAGUCAAAGGAGAAAACAAAAACCUCUCUUUCCAACAACCUGUUCAGAAGGAACUGCAUUCAGCUGAAAGCGGCACGCAAACGCACAGACUUAAAUCUACUUGUUCUGCCAUCAGCGUUUCAGUCAAAGUCAGACAAAAAAGGUGAAAUUAUAAAGCUGGACUUUGUGUGAUACAAUAGACAAUAGACAAUAGGUGCAGGAGUAGGCCAUUCGGCCCUUCGAGCCAGCACCGCCAUUCAAUGUAAUCAUGGCUGAUCAUCCACAAUCAGUACCACAAUGGAGAACAUGGAUAGGUAACAUUCCAGCCUUUCCUUAGUAAACCUGCAUCUGCAGUUCCUUGCGCAACAUUUUUCUUAUCUAGGUCCCAAACAGCCUUGUAGACAGAGACAAGAUGUCAAGUAUUCCACCAGGCGAUGGCAGAACACGCUGACUAUUAUUUAUCCUCAAACAGUGCCCCUUGGCAUGAGACUCCUCAGUUUGGGGAACUACCCUUCCCAGCAUUUAGCCUGAGAAGCCUUUAAGAAUGUUGUAAGUGUUGAUAAAAUAUCCUUUCACUCUUUAAAACUCUAGAGACUAUGUUCAUAAAUUCAUGUGAUAGGAGUAGAAUUAGGCCAUUCGGCCCAUCAAGUCUACUCCACCUGAUCUAUCUUUCCAUCUUAUCCCCAUUCUCCUCCUCAUAACCUCUGACACCUGUACUAAUCAAUCUCUAUCAAUGUAUCAACUAAUCAAUGUGUCUAUCUCUGCCUUAAAAAUAUUCAUUGACUUGGCCUCCACAGCCUUCUGUUUAAUCCCAGCCUACUCAAACCAGGAAAUGUGCCAUUCCUGGAACCAAGUGAAUCUUCACUGCAUAACCUCAACCUGGGCAGUGUCUAAUUGCAAGCCUUCUUGUUGAGUAACCAAAAACCAUUUACUCAUGGGACCUAUUCCAAUUAAUCUCAGUAAAAGCCCGUAUCCUUGGACUUUACAGCCCAAUAUCACCCAUGAAAUAUUUUUGGUACUGAUAUAUUUUCCCCACUAAGUCAUGAUGUAAAGUGCAAUAGAUAUCAGACCAAUACAUUGCUAGUUUGCAUUUUAAAUGUCAACUAUGCAGUCGGAACAGUGGUGCAACGAUUAACCUGCUGCCUCACAGCGCCAGAGACCUGGGUUCGAACCUGGCUACAGGUGCUUGUCUGUACGGAGUUUAUACGUAUUCCUUGUGACCGCGUGGGUUUUCUCACAAGGUUUCCCCCCACACUCCAAAGACGUACAGGUUUACAGGCUAAUUGGCUUUGGUAAAAUUGUAAAUUGUCCUUAGUGUGUAGGAUUUAUUUGGAAUUUGAGGGGUAACAUUUUCACACAAAGGGUGAUGGGUGUAUGGAACAAGCUGCCAGAGGAGGUAGAUGAAGCUGGGACUAUCCCAUCAUUUAAAGAAACAGUUACAUGGAUAGGACAGGUGUGGGGGGAUAUGGGCCAAGCGCAGGCAAGUGGGACUGGUGAGUUGGGACAUUGUUGGCCAGUGUGGGCAAGUUGGGCCGAAGGGCCUGUUUCCACACUGUAUCACUAUGACUCUCUCUAUGACUCUAUGAUAUUGUUAGUGUAUGGGGUGAUCACUGGUCGAAUGGCGGAGACACACUGGGCCGAAGGGCCUGUUUCUGUCCUGUAUCUUUAAAGUCUCAAGAUGAUAUACGAUAUAAACUCACAAAUGGCAGAGGUACCAUUAAAAGAACAUGAUCUUGCAUUAGUUGAGAGACUGAUAGAGAUUAGAAAAAUAAUUGUGCAAGAAAGGCUAACCAUACAGAGAAAUAUUUUUAUGUCAGGGUCAUUCGAUUGGACUAUUAGAUUACUGCUCAACUGUGACAUGACUAUUAUUAUACUUAAGAACUUUUUGUAGUCAUGAAUAUUUACUAUCGUCUAUAUUCUGCUAUGAUUUAAUCACUCAACAGGGUGCCAAAUAAACAUACCUAUUUUUGGCCUUUUACAAGUAUAAUAAAUAUAGCUUUUUUAAUAAAUCAAUCGGUGUAUAUUUUAGCUAAAUGAAUUAUUUGUUCUGCAAUCUAUAAACAGUGUUAAAUGUAUUUUGCAAUACUGAGUAGAGCCUUUAUGUACUUAAUAUAAUUCCUUUCCUGUUUGCUCAGUAUUUGGUGAAACAUUUUUCUAUUCCUCCAACAUGGUUCAGAUAUAUGUAUUAAAUGUUUUGAUCUAUUGCAGUGUUUAUCUCAGGUAAAAAUGUGCAGAGUAUACUUUGUACUCCUAAACAUGUAAGAUAUUAUAAAUUGCUCCUAUUU
Messenger RNA from Leucoraja erinaceus (little skate), 8039 nucleotides. Its product is annotated as hormonally up-regulated neu tumor-associated kinase homolog A. NCBI's taxonomy places the organism in Eukaryota, Metazoa, Chordata, Chondrichthyes, Rajiformes, Rajidae. The transcript is spliced from 10 exons. Gene Ontology annotation, cellular component: cytoplasm. The record is from RefSeq and is a predicted model, not a curated record. Gene Ontology annotation, biological process: protein phosphorylation; intracellular signal transduction. The coding region runs from base 3694 to 5946 and encodes 750 amino acids. Gene Ontology annotation, molecular function: protein serine/threonine kinase activity; ATP binding.